AUAUGAUUACGUUGGAUGACGGAUUUAGUCAAAAAGAAAAGAAGAUUGUUGAGAAAAAUGCUUUGAAGAAGCAAAAAACAUUGUCACAAAUGUUUACUGUUAAUACGAAAAAAUCAAGCAAAAUUAAAGAUGGUCAACCUGCUAAAAUUAAUGCUGUUUUCCCGCCUCGAAAACCGGCAGAUAAAGAUGGUCUCGCGGUAGUUGGUGCUGGGAACAAUGAAAAAGAAAGGGUUGUUGAAAUGGUUUGUUCAAGAGAUGAUUCCGAAAAGAAGUCUGAAUUGCCACUGGCAAAGAGUUGUUUUGAUUUGGAUAUUCGCUUUCCCUUGCCUUCCCCGAAACCUGUGGCAGCACCUGAGCCGUUGAAACGACAUUAUGGCGAUAUUCUUAUGGUGACCGAAUUCAUUCAUUUUUACGGCAACUUUCUCUGUCGAGAUGAAGAUCUUCAGUAUUGCCCAGAUGAUCUUGUUUCGGGAUUAAUGAACGAUGGUCCGAAAUCUGAUGUCUUCGUUCGCAUUUUGUCUGGAUUGCUUAGAGUAUUGCUACAAGAUUUAAGGCAACAAGAAUCAUCGAAAGAGUUUGCAGAUAUCGGGGUGGAUUUGACGGACAUGAACAUGUGUGAUUCGACAGUUGGAGAACUAACCAAGAUGUAUUUAAAACGUUGUUGUAAUUAUGAGGGAAUAGAAAAGGAUGGUUUAAAGCAAAGAAAUCUGUCGGGGAACAUUCUUCUGGAGCUUGAGAGGAAAGAUGUUGUGAACUUGAGCGCAGUUCAGAAGCUUGAGAUAUUGAUCUACAUGCUGGAGCAAAUACUGACGUCUGAAAAGUUUUGCUCCCAUUGUCAAGAUCUGGAGGAGACCAGAAGAAUGUCAUGGAGAAAGAAGCUUCAGCUUGAAGGAGAGAUACGACAUUUGUUGCAGGAACAGAAGCAGCUGGAUGAUGCAAAACCUGACCAGAAAGAAAUUGACACAUUUUUGGAAAAGAACAGUGGUGAUGACGGAGACAAGGCUACUGGCAAGGAAGAGAAGAGUCCCCUCCCUGAAUCGUUUAAUGCGGAUGAAGAAAUCAAAGAUAACUUGUCGAGUAAUGAACUGGGGAUGAAAGAAAAGGAUAGGGAAAGCUGUGCUUCCACAAAGAGACAAGAAAUGGCGGCAAAGAGCAAAGCUGAAAAAGAGAAACUUGAUCAGAUGCGUUAUUUGAGCGAGGAGCUUUUCAAGAGAAGACAAAAAAUUGAACGGCUAAAGGAGACGAUCAACCAAACGAGGGAUUGCCGUCGUGUUGAGGCGCUGGGAAGUGACCGCAAUCACAGUCGAUACUGGCUGCUUCAGUCUCAUCCUGAAAUAUUGUUUGUUGAGAAGACGGUGGGCCCGGAUGCAACGGCGGCGAUGUCGUGCCCUGAAGAGGUGGUCGCUGAGAAAGAGGGGGUGAUUAAUGAAGAAGGGGGGAAGACCCCUUCAGCAAGUGAGGAGUCGUGGCAUUAUUACGGUACGGCAAGUGAAGUUGACCAGCUGAUAUUGAGGCUCAAAUUUCACGAUGAGAACGAAAAUGCUCUGAUGCAGAAAAUAAAAAUACACGCAAAGAAACUGCGAUUGAUGAAAAGGAAAACAAGUUUAUCUGAAGAAUGUCCCAGUUCUUCGGGGGAAAACGCGAAUGAGAGCAGCGUAGGUGAACUUGGGAAGUUAAAAAAGGUGAGGACGUAG
Dendronephthya gigantea is the source of this 1694-nucleotide messenger RNA. Its product is annotated as tyrosine-protein kinase BAZ1B-like. Bases 3 to 1694 code for a protein of 563 amino acids. The transcript is spliced from 16 exons. Gene Ontology annotation, molecular function: histone H2AXY142 kinase activity. Gene Ontology annotation, biological process: chromatin remodeling. The record is from RefSeq and is a predicted model, not a curated record. NCBI's taxonomy places the organism in Eukaryota, Metazoa, Cnidaria, Anthozoa, Malacalcyonacea, Nephtheidae. Gene Ontology annotation, cellular component: WICH complex.